This is a messenger RNA of Lycium barbarum (goji berry), 6734 nucleotides long. RefSeq names its product plant-specific TFIIB-related protein PTF2-like. NCBI's taxonomy places the organism in Eukaryota, Viridiplantae, Streptophyta, Magnoliopsida, Solanales, Solanaceae. Gene Ontology annotation, biological process: transcription preinitiation complex assembly; transcription by RNA polymerase III; DNA-templated transcription initiation. Gene Ontology annotation, cellular component: nucleus; transcription preinitiation complex; transcription factor TFIIIB complex. Gene Ontology annotation, molecular function: RNA polymerase III type 3 promoter sequence-specific DNA binding; RNA polymerase III general transcription initiation factor activity. The record is from RefSeq and is a predicted model, not a curated record.
CAAAAGAUUGGCUAAAACUUGAAGAGCAGAUAUCUGAAAUUUGGGAUAAUUUGAUGAAGAAUCCAGUGGGUUUUUGGUUGAAUUUCUGCUGCAAAUUAGUUGGAGAAGAAGAAGAAAAAGAAACCCACAUUUUGAAUUUCAGAAAUAGCCGCAUUUUUAAGAAAUAGCCCCUUUCCGGUUUAAAAUAAUUUUUUAAUGAUAAAUUAGAUUAAAUAAAAAAGAAAAUGGUUGGAGCCGUUGAAAUCGUGCUACAUGUCCCCGUUAAAUGGGCAGUUAGACGCGAGGGUAUAUAUGACCAAAAUGCUAACAACAACAGGGUAUCUAUCAUCUAAAAAGCAAACAGGGAUACACACAACUAUUAUAUAUAUGAAAGAAAAAAAAAAAAAAGAAGAAGAUAAAACACAAGAGUCGGACGACGCCGUUCUGCAUAAUACCCAUUCAGGCUUCCCCUCCUUUUCAAUUCCUUAUUUAUAUCAAAACCCUAAACCUUCAAUAAAUCUCUCAAUUCAACCCCCAAAACAAUGGAUAAUCCCAAUUCUCGUCCCUGCCAAAAUUGCAACAAAAGGACAAUAGUUGCAGAUGAUCAUACAGGUAAUCCUGUUUGUAGAUCAUGUGGAAUUAUCCAAACAUUCGAUAAUUAUGAUCCACAAAUUGGUGGUUUAACUGGUCCUACAGGUACUUAUGUACAUACAGGUACAUCAGGUAUUGGAAAUAAAUAUAAUUAUAAAGAAACAAAAAUAUAUGAAGCAAAAAGAAUAAUUAAUGAUAUAACCUUUCAAUUACAAUUUUCUCCUUCGAAAUGUAGUGAAGUUGAAGUUAUGGUUAAGAAAAUUACUGUUGGUGAAUAUGGUAAAGGUAAAUGGUUUGAAAUAUUUGUUGGUGCUUGUUGUUAUGUUGUUUUUAGACAAGAUAAUAAGCCUUUGAGUAUUGUUAAGGUUGCUAGUUUGGUUCGUUGUGAUAUUUAUGAGUUAGGUCGAAUGGUUUAUCGAGUAGUUGAAUUUUUAGAAUUGGAGUUGCCUCAGAUUGAUGUUGUUGGUUCGUUUGAGUAUUAUGUUAAGGAUGUCGAGUGUUUUAGUGAGGUUGACGAGGAUGUUAUUACGAGGAUGUUGAAACAAGGGUUUUUUUUAGUGAAUUGUUUGGUUAAGUGGUAUGUUACGACGGGGAGGAGACCGUUGCCGGUCGUGGGGUCGGUUUUGGUUUUCGUUGCGGAGUUGAAUGGGGUGGAUGUGAGGAUUGAGGAUGUUGCGGAUGAGUUGGGAGUUGAGGUUGUUACGUGUAAGUUGAGGUAUAAGGAGUUGUUGGAGAGGUUAGUGAAGGUUGCGAGAGGUUUGCCUUGGGGUGAGGAUGUUACGGUUAAGAAUAUUAUGAAGCAUGCAACGUUUGUGAUUCAAUAUAUGGAGUUGAAAUCGAUGUCGAAGUUGAAGAAUAGCGGUGAUGGUAAAAGGAAGAGUUUCGAGGAUGUUGGAUUUGAUUUGGAUUAUUUGAUCGAUGAUUGUUUGAGCAACGAAAACGAUUACGCUAUCGAUUUUAAUGACGGGGAAAACGACUCGCGGUAUUUUCGGACGGAGCGUGCGUCAAAUUUGAGUAGUGAAAGUCCGAAUAGAUUCCAGAUAUCUCUAGAGUGUUUGGCGAUGGUUUAUUCGAAGAUUAAGAAUGAUAUGUAUGUAAACGAGUCGACUAUUAGCAGAGAUAAUAGCAUUCCGAGAAGGAAGAGAAGAUAUGGCAUAAUUUCGGUCACUGAUUGGUGGAAGGGCGAAUCGGAAAUGAGCAAAAUGCUUUUAAUGAAGGAAUUAGUGGAGAAAGACGUGGGAUUGAGUGCUAUGCCUCCGUCUUUUGAUAGAGGUUGUUUGACAUAUGAAAGGAGAAAAGAGAAGAUAAAGGCUGCGAAAUUUCGAAUCCAUAAGACAAUGUAUCCUUCAGAUGCUGGAUCGAUGGAUAAGGUUGAUGUAGGCCCCGUUGAACAUGUAAAUGCUGGAAAGAAAAGGAGAAGGAAAACGAAAGUUGAUGUUGAUUGGGAAGAUGUCAUUAUUGAAACACUUCUCCUUCAUCAAGUGAAAGAAGAGGAGAUAGAGAAGGGGUAUUAUAAAGCCUUGUUGGACUUGCAUGUUUUCAACUAUUGAAGAUCUAACCUGUCAACACCAACCAUUAUGCCAAUUUAUGUAAAAACAAAGAUGUGACAAAGAAUAUUUUUUACGUUUCUUUAACUGAUUCUUCGAGAGAAUAGAAGCUAUUUUUGUUAAUGUUUUCAUUGCAAGAGUUACAUAUUUUUGGUAAAAUGAGUGAGAAAUAUACUGGUGGAAUAUACAAAAACAUGCUUUGUUUUUUAUAUAUAUCGUAUUUGUAUUCUCUGUAUAUGUUUUGCCUUCAAUAACCUUGGCUUUUAUUUCUUUUAUGGGAUGAGAUGUUCCGUUUCUCCCAGUACAUUUUCAUUUUGAUUCAUAGAGGAAGUUUUUUUUUUUUUUUUUUUUUCUGACUUGCAAGAUUUUCACUCUUCCAAUCUAUGUUGAUCUUAGGAUUGUGGAACAGAGAAAUGAUAUUUCUAGAAUGAAUGAGGGCUCCUUGUCUUUGACCCAGUUCAUUAUGGUUUCCUUAUUGGCUUUUGGUUAUUCUAAUUUCUUUUUGAUAGGCAGUUAUUUCGCAUGCUGGAUAAUGUGAUGAUUCAAGGGGCCAUAGAUGGUAAAUGAUGUCAUUUUUUGUGUCAAGUUGAAAGGGCUUAUUUGUAGAACAAUAAUUUUUCCAUCUUCCGCCGAUUAGGAUCAUUGCUUUUCUGCUACCAAAGGGGAACUAUACUCAAGUCAACUCAGAGUUUCACUAUUACAGGGAAUUAUAAUUUCAGGAAAUCAAACACUCUGUUGGGCAGCACCUCUUCUGAUAAUUUGACGCAAUCUUUAGGUAACUAUUGGACAUUUAUUAAAGAAAUAUCUUGCUUGUUUUGCUUCUAUAAGAGUAAGAUCUGAGAUGAGUAUGUUUGAUUAACAAAAUGAAGUAAAGGCUUAUAGUUUAGAAUUUUGUUAUCAAGUUUAUAUUCCUUUUCCUUUUUUUUUUUUUGGUUUCUCGUGUUAAAAGCUUGACAUGCAUAUAUUCUUAAACAAUCUCAAUACGUUCUCUUCCCUUGGAUAAGCUCGCUUUCUUAUAUUCAAUUAAAAAUGUGAAAAGAAAAAAAUUGGCAUGUGUGUUGGAAAUGAAUGUAUGUUAUAUCAAAGCCUUGCUAUGUAUUCUCUCAACCUCAGAAGAUGUUAUAUGUCAGGUACUCUUGCGCUAACUUAAGGUGAUCCUUAUUAAAUUCUCCAUGGUCUAUCAAAAUUACGUAUUACUUUCCUGAAUGCCGAUAUAUACACACAGCUGAUGUGCACAGUUAUAAAUGUGCACAGAAAAAAAUUGGCAUGUAUGUUGGAAAUGAAUGUAUGUUAUAUCAAAGCCUUGCUAUGUAUUCUCUCAACCUCAGAUGUUAUAUGUCAGUAACUCUUGCGCUGAUUUAAGGUGAUCCAUAUUAAAUUCUCCAUGGUCUAUCAAAAUUUCGUAUUACUUUCCUGAAUGCCGAUAUAUACACACAGCUGAUGUGCACAGUUAUAAAUGAUGAUGAAACUGCAAUUACAUCAUGGAUUUGGUUUAAAAGCUUUCAUAACAAUUUCCACUAAGUGCUUCUCUAGCACUAACACCUUAUUGCUUUCUGAUAGAUACAUCUACACAUACGCCAGCAUUUGGACCAACAUCACUCGUUCUGUACCAAACUUAUGUAACACCAUGAUUGAACUCAGUUCCAAGUUCUUCGCUGAAAAUACCACCCAAGUAGAAUUGAAAUGUGAUUCCACUCACAUGAAUUGCUGUAUACUGGUUGUUUAGAGACAGAAUUUAGCAGACCUGACUUGAUAAAUGCUGGGAAAUAAUAUCUUCAUAGUUCAUACCAUAUAGCUUUAGUAGUAUGAUUUGUUUUCUUCUUCCUGGUGCAGUAUCAGUCCCUUCUACUAAAUGUGAAUGUAAAUGCAUCAACAAUAAGAUCUUCUCCAGAGCCUAUAUCUUCAUCAUUUGUGGUGCAACCCGCAAGUCUUUGCUCUGUUAAUGAGCUUAGCUUGCACCCAAGGGUGUGGCCUAGUGGUCAAUGAGUAGGUUGAGAACCAUGAGGUGUUAGGUUCAAAUCCGAGACAAAAAUACUACUCCCUCCGUCCCAAUUUAUGUUAUAUAGUUUGACUAGGCACAAAGCUUAAGACAGGAAGGAGGACUUUUAAAACUUGUGGUCUAAAAUAAGCUAUAGAUAUUUGUGUGGCUCUAAAUCAUUUCAUUAAGGGUGAAACGGGAAGUUUUAAGUUAAAUUAUUUCUACAUAUAGAAAUGUAUCAUUCUUUUUGGGGCAGACCGAAAGGGAAAGUGUAUCACAUAAAUUGGAACAGAGGGAGUAAGUGAUUUCUUUCCAUCUGUCCUAGCUUUGGUGAACAGAGUUACCCGGUACCUGUUGCUGUGGGUGCUGGCAGGUAUCCCGUGGAAUUAGUCGAGAUGAGCGCAAGCUGGCCCGGACACCACGGCUAUUAAAGAGAAUGAGCUAAGCUUGCCAAUUAUUAUUUGGUUAAUUCCUUCCCUAGUCCCACAGCUGAAAAUCCCCAGCAACAUCCUGUGGUUUUGGAAAAAAUAGUUAUGGAGUUGGUGAAUACAUUCAUUUAUUUAGAUUUGAAGAAGGUAAAGGUAGCUAAGUAAAUGAGAUACGUUUUUCUUCACCAUAGUUGUUCUUAGCUGCACUAACAGUUGCGUUUCUCCUCCAACCACUGUAGACAGAACUACAGUCAUAUUUCUGUACUUGAAUGAUGUUGAUGUUUGUGAAUUUUAACAAGGUGGGCUCUAUAUCCAGCCGGACUAGCUCAAUACUCAUUCAUUUGAUCAGCAGAAGUAUUGAUGCCAAGUUUGUGAAGCUGAGUGGCAUCGCUGCUGAAUGAGAAAACAGAUUUUACAUACUCCUUUGCUUUGCUUUGUUUUGUUUUGUACUUUCUGCGUCAUCAUUUAUUGGCACACCUAUAAUAAGCCAUCACUGCUCAUGUCUCUCAGACGUCAAUGCCCUUGUUCAAGAUAACUGAUGCAGCUAGAGAAGCCUGUAUCAAUAACAAGCCAUUUUUCUGUAGCUGAAUCUUUGAAGAAGGAUGGUAAAAUAUGUGUUUUAUUCUUAUUUGAAAAGAUUUGGAUGAGAAAUCUCUUUAUAUCUUCAAAGGAACUGAGGUACUUAUAGUUAUUUACUCAUUCACUUUCCCAAACCCUAAUUACUUGCUAGUUGCUAUAACCUGGUAGGGGAUAAAAUCAAAGUUACGCAAGAUAUGGACCAUUAAAGCUCUGUAGCUGUUGUGUUAUUGAACUUCAUAUUAGUAUUACUUUUGCAAUUUUCUGUUGUCUUUUCUGUAUUCCUCAUUUUUGUACAUGAGUAAAUAUAAUUAGCUUUCAUGGUUUAAUUCUUUGCUGUAGUAUGAUUACUUCUGUUAUCACGAUGUUUGAAGCAUCUACGACGGUGAUGAAUAUUAAUUAUUUUUUUAGUGUUAUCACGUUUUUUUUAUCAAGGUUAACUGAGAUGAGGUAAGGUUCAUGUUCAGGUUGCUAUAAAUUUUACUUUAGUUAUUCCGUAGCACUGGGUGUGUUGUUGUUGCUGGUAUUAUUCCGUAGCACAACUUCAAUUUGACAAAUUGUUUAUGAACAGCAGGAUGCGUGACGGAAGGACGAUAACAAUAUCAUUUCCUCCUUGUAGUGUGUGUUUACCUUAUGCUGAAACACUUAAUUAUUUUCCGUUUAUCUAAUAUUCUUCUCUAACUAUGUGCAACUUUAUGUGAUUUUCCGGCUCCCAUACUGGGAAGAAAUGAGAUGUUGCUUGUGGAUUGUAAACACAAGUACAAUCAUACCUCUCGAUAAUAGCCAUCCUCUAUAACAUCCGAUCUUUCAUGCUAUGUUAUAUUAUAUAUUUUCAAAGUAACAACAUUUUGCUAUUGCAGCCAAAAGAUAUCGGGACAUACUAUGUUGUUAUAGAGAGGCUUGACUGUACUUAGUGACACAAAAUGUAUAUUUUAUCAUUCCAUUCAUGAAAAAGCAUCUCACAACAAAUUCUUAUUUGUCUUAAUGUGUCGUUGAUCGACCAUCAAACAGGUUCAAGCAUAUGAAAAAAGCAAACAGUACAGAAAACAUAUAAAUCUGAAGAUAUGUUUUCUCCUGUUACUGUCCAGCAGCAAAAGCCUCAACGGGGAAAGUUUUCGUGAUGCCAGCUAGACUCUUGAAGUGAAUCUUUCCCGUAGCGGGGUCCACUGUGAUGUCACCGACCGGAGGCCAUAGCAUCAGCUCCUUGGCCUUCACUCCUUUAAGCUUCUUGAUCCUCUUCUUCUCGACGUAUCCAGUUAUUUCGGUACCAUAACUCACCAGCUUACUGAUCAUUUUAAAGUUAUGUUCGACUUUUUUAGUUUGCAGGAUCCACAUGUACCCGGUGGUUUUUACGAACCCGACUUCGAUUACUUCAGCUAGAGGGAGAAGCCCUGCUGGGAGUUCAUAUUCUUCAAGAAGGGAAAGUGCCAUUUUUAGCCCUUCUUCAUGACCGUUCUUGACAAUUGCUCCUUCCUUUUCUGCCAUGUUUGUUAUUGUUGUUUGCUUAUUUUGCUUAGGGGAACUGAAUUUAUAGUGUGGUUUGCUUAGGGGAACUGAAUUUAUAGUGUGGUAUUUGCUUGUAAAGAGACAAAACUUGAUGGAGAAAACAAAGUGAACAUUGUAUUAGUCCCCAAA